This is a messenger RNA of Homarus americanus (American lobster), 1800 nucleotides long. RefSeq names its product glucoside xylosyltransferase 1-like. Gene Ontology annotation, biological process: protein O-linked glycosylation via N-acetylgalactosamine. Lineage: Eukaryota; Metazoa; Arthropoda; Malacostraca; Decapoda; Nephropidae. The record is from RefSeq and is a predicted model, not a curated record. The transcript is spliced from 7 exons. Gene Ontology annotation, molecular function: UDP-xylosyltransferase activity. Bases 66 to 1370 code for a protein of 434 amino acids.
CGGCUGCUGGAGAGAGUGAGAUGAAGGCCUUGGUGUGAGGUGAAGCGGAGACUUGUCCUGCCAAAAUGAAAUGUACAUACAGAUUAUUAGUCUUAAUUGGUGGGGUAUUUUCAUUGUUAGUAAUGCUUGGGGUGACUGGGGACUUUACGAGAAUACUUGACUUUAGAAACCCAAGUUCUGUAUCUGAAUCUCUUCGGUCGGAGGUCAAGUUUGGUGGAUUUAAUAAGAGUGUUCUGACAACUGCCACUCAAGUACACCAACAACCAUUCAAGAUCACUGAGCAUCCCAGAACAGCUUACAAGACAAAGUUAAUACCGUCCAAUCAGGAGAAGAAAGAUAAAACAGUUGACUUGAAAGCUCUCACACCAACUGUAGUUCACCAUGAAAUAAAAAACACGAAAAAGAAUUUUCAGUCAUCUGUCAGAAGCACAGCAAACAAAAUGGUUCUAGCAGUCGUAUGUUGUGGGGAUCGCCUAAAUGAGACUCAUAUUAUGCUCAAGUCUGCUGCAGCAUUAUCUCACAGCCCUCUCAUGAUGAUUGUGUUUACCGAGGAUCCUCUCAAACCCAUCUUUGAAGAUAUGUACGCAUCAUGGCCAGCUGAUGUACGUGAGAGAGUGUCAUUAAACCUUCACAGCAUCAUCUUCCCCCCAGGACAAGAUGCAGCAGCCUGGAGAAAACUCUUCAAGCCUUGUGCCUCCCAGAGACUCUUCAUGCCUUCACUGCUGAAAGAUGUGGAUGCUUUGGUGUAUGUAGACACUGAUGUUGUUUUCCUGGCACCUCUGGAGGAGUUGUGGAGUCACUUCUACAAAAUGAAUUCAUCUCACAUGGCAGCCAUGGCUCCUGAACAUGAAGAUCUGGCCACCGGAUGGUACAAUCGUUUUGCUAAGCAUCCUUAUUAUGGCAAACUAGGUGUAAACUCAGGGGUGAUGUUGAUGAACUUAACCCGCCUACGUAAGUUUGGAUGGGAGGAGUAUGUGGUGCCCAUCUAUAGACACUAUAAACUAUCCAUUACCUGGGGAGACCAAGAUAUUAUCAAUAUUAUCUUCCAUUAUCAUCCAGACAAACUGUAUGUUUAUGGGUGUGAAUACAAUCUGCGUCCUGAUCACUGUAUGUACAUGAGUGUUUGUAAGGCAGCAGAGAAGAGAGGAGUAUUUGUUCUUCAUGGUAAUCGGGGUACAUUCCACAGUGGCAAGCAGCCAGCUUUUAGGGCUGUUUACCGUGCUUGGGAAGAGUAUAAUCUUGGCCAAGACCUGAGACAGGAUCUGUACUAUCCAAUGCAGCGGUAUCUCCUCAAGACAUCUAACACUACCUGUGGCAAGAUACAUAACGCAUUCCUUAAAGCUCUGAGUUCUAUAGUAAGAUUGAGAUGACCUGGGUGAAUUUAGGGUCUCCUUUCAAAUUAUUACAAUGUUUUAGAGAAUAUACUCUAUUGUAUACUACAUUUUUGGCAGCUAAAAAGCCAAAUUUUAUUUAAAUUAAUAUAUUUUGAUUUAUUUAAUAUUUCUUGACCAUGCUAUUGUAAUUGAUCUCUCUGUGUAAGUCUGAGGAAGUCAUAUUUAUCAAAUAUUAAAAUUUCAGUUGGUUUAAGUAGAAUUCUAAGACUGGACAAAUUUCCCUACUUGUUUUAGUUUUAAGUACAAUGCAGCACUACAGUACUGUGCUGUAUUAUACUUUAUGAUUAUUCCAGGACAGUGUCUAUCAUCAUGUAUUAAUUAUAUUGAUAAUCAGAUUUUAUGAUCAGUUAUAUAUUUUUGAUAAAUGUGAGUAUUUUUGUUUUCACCAUUCACAAUAUAUACUGGU